AGCUAUCAAAUUGUACGUGUAUAAAUUGAGAGAAACACCAACUUUGUUCUUCUCUCUCAGACGCAUCACAACAAGCUUGAUUAUUACAAAGCUUCCUCCUUUUUCUGAAAAUUUCGUCCACAAAAAAGGAGAGGCUCGCUGUUCAAGAAAACUCUGUACAAAAUCUCAGUUCAUUGACUCGACAAAUCAAUCAAAUCUCCCUCGUUUCUCAAAAAAAACCCAAUUUUAUUAUUUUCUUCUCUCACUUUGAUUUAGCCGUAAAGUUGUCACCUUUUCAACCUAAAAGCUCUCUGUGUCUCUCUUCUCUCUUCUCUCUCUCUCUCAAAAACAAUGAAAGAGUAUUGGACCUCUCUAGCUUCCCUUCUCGGCGUCUUAGCCUUCUGCCAAAGCCUCAUGAACUCCGUAUUCCCACCGGAGCUCCGUUACGCCUCCCUCAAACUCGUCAACCGAUUCUUCCAACUCUUCUCCUCCUUCUGCUACUUCGACAUAACGGAGAUCGACGGCGUCAACACCAACGAGCUCUACAAUGCCGUCCAGCUCUACCUCAGCUCCUCCUCCGUCUCCUCCUCCAACCGCCUCAGCCUCACGCGCGCCCUCAACUCCUCCUCCAUCACCUUCGGCCUCUCCAACAACGACUCCAUCGUCGACACCUUCAACUCCGCCACCGUCCUCUGGGAGCACAUCGUCACGCAGAGACAGACCCAGACCUUCGCGUGGCGCCCAAUGCCCGAGGAGAAGCGCGGCUUCACGCUCCGCAUCAAGAAGAAAGACAAGAGCUUGAUCCUCGACUCUUACCUGGAUCACAUCGUGGAGAAGGCCGACGAGAUUCGCCGGAGGAAUCAGGAUCGGCUCCUUUACACGAACUCGCGAGGCGGCGGCGGGGGUUUGGAUUCGAGAGGUCUCCCUUGGGAGUCUGUUCCCUUUAAGCACCCGAGCACGUUCGAGACUCUCGCUAUGGAUCCGGUUAAGAAGAGAGAGAUCAUGGAGGAUCUCAAGGACUUCGCCGAGUGCCAGUCUUUUUACCAGAGAACCGGUCGGGCUUGGAAAAGAGGUUAUUUGCUAUACGGUCCACCAGGAACAGGUAAAUCGAGCAUGAUCGCAGCCAUGGCUAACUACCUCGGUUACGAUAUUUACGAUCUCGAACUCACGGAGGUGAAAAGCAACUCGGAGCUGAGGAAGCUGUUGAUGAAGACGAGUUCCAAGUCGAUAAUUGUGAUCGAGGAUAUCGAUUGCUCCAUUAAUUUAACGAACCGGGGAAAGAAAUUUAAUGAACCGGAGAUGACGUUAACCGGGUCCGGUUUAGGAGAUGAGUCAGGGAACGGGAACGGGAACACGAUAACGUUGUCGGGGUUGUUGAACUUCACUGAUGGGCUUUGGUCUUGUUGUGGAAGCGAGAGGAUCUUCGUGUUCACGACGAAUCAUAUCGAGAAGCUUGAUCCCGCGUUGCUUAGAAGCGGGAGAAUGGAUAUGCAUGUGUACAUGAGUUACUGCACGUUUCCUUCGUUGAAGAUCUUGCUGAGGAAUUACUUGGGGUACGAGGAGGGGGAUCUGAGCGACGACGUUUUGAAGGAGCUUGAGGGAGUGGUGGAGAAGGCGGAGAUCACGCCGGCUGAUGUGAGCGAGGUUUUGAUUAAGAAUCGGAGGGAUAAAGAGAGAGCUGUGAGGGAGCUGUUGGAGGAUUUGAAAAGAAGGGCGGAGAGGAAUGAGAAUAAGGGGGAAUCGAGGGGUCAAAAUGGGAGUUUGACGGUGGCUGAUGACGUGGAAGAGCAGGAGAAGAGGGCUUUGGACAGUCCUUAUGCAGAAGAGGAGGAGGAGAUUGAGGACAGCAUUUGCAAGAUUAGUGAAGAUUAAAAUGUUUUAAUGUUUCAUUGUUCUUGGGUUUUUCUAACAUUCUAUGUUUUACACAAUGUGAAAGUUGUGUUCUUUCUCUUUUUUGGGUAGUCAACUUUUGGAAGUGAGCUAAAGUGAAAGGAGAAAAAGAGCUAGAGUUAGUUGAAAAGAGCCAAUAGUGGUGUUGAGGAUUUUGUAUGUCGGGAUUAGAAAAUGCAAAGAGCAUCAUUGGAUAAACCACUGGCGUAUGAUAUGUAUUGUUAUAAACUAUCAUUGGUGUUUUGUUAAGUGGUAUGUACUACUAGUAGUUAUCAUAUUAUUAGGUA
This is a messenger RNA of Brassica oleracea var. oleracea, 2156 nucleotides long. Its product is annotated as probable mitochondrial chaperone BCS1-B. NCBI's taxonomy places the organism in Eukaryota, Viridiplantae, Streptophyta, Magnoliopsida, Brassicales, Brassicaceae. Bases 331 to 1851 code for a protein of 506 amino acids. The record is from RefSeq and is a predicted model, not a curated record. The transcript has a single exon. Gene Ontology annotation, molecular function: ATP binding; ATP hydrolysis activity.